AACCAAAACGCCACAUGGGAAGGGAAAAAAAAGAUAUUGCCCAACCUAGCGUGAUCACCUUCGUUUUCAUAUUAGGAACGAAGCACUAUUGCCAUCUUGUUCAUGCUACUCGUAACAAGCACAACAACUAACCCGUUAGAGGACGAUAGGCCGAAAAUACGGCCCAAAGAACUUGCGAGUCAUGCUUUGGUUCGCCAUUGUUCACAUUUUGUCAGAUUGAAAGCGUGCCGCGGUUGUCUGAUCGAGUCUCUCCACCGAUCACUAAACAGAAUUUAUUCGCGCAUAGAAACUUGCUUGACUGAUUUGGCUGACAUCAAGACCCGCGCGGAUAGCCUAGCAGUCCGGCCAUUGACGAGUCGAAUCCACUUUCGACCGUCUGCUUGGCAAUCACCAGUUCUCUUGUGGAUCUUUGUGGGGAUCGCCACGUUCCAGUCUGGGAUACUGGUAUAGUGCAUCUGGGGUAUCUGGGGAAAUUAACUACAGUUUAUGGGGUAGGAUAUACUCCGCAAUCCCCAGAUUUUUCUUCUUUUUUGCAUUUAGCUUUUUCUCGCCACCUUUUUUGCUUUUUCUUGUUUGACAAUUUUAUGCAUUCAUUCCUUUUUCCCGCAUUUGUACGCCAUCGUCUUUGACUGUUUUCCAUGU
Xylona heveae TC161 is the source of this 642-nucleotide messenger RNA. RefSeq lists its product as hypothetical. The transcript has a single exon. Bases 103 to 450 code for a protein of 115 amino acids. The record is from RefSeq and is a predicted model, not a curated record. Lineage: Eukaryota; Fungi; Ascomycota; Xylonomycetes; Xylonales; Xylonaceae.